AUGGCGAAUCUUUCAUGGAUGUCCCCGGGCUACCCCUUUGACAAAUACGAUGGUCCGCCGCGAAAUGUUGCCUAUAUUGAACAGGUGCACUUCGAUCCAUCCCUUCAGCCGAAGCACUACGAAAUUGCUGGCACCAAUCCAAACUCGACGGUCCUUAUACUCGAUGUAGAGAUUAUCGAAGCGACAGGUCGUGAACCGUACCGUGGCGACGUACUCAUCAUUGGCCAGAAGUUUGCCCGAGUAGGAAACGUUCCAGACAAGGACGCUCUUCUGGCUGAUUCCAAUGUGCGCGUUUUCUAUGGUAAAGGCCGUACUUUGAUGCCCGGUAUGGGUGAUGCUCAUACACACUUCACUUGGAAUGGUGGAGACUUGGAUGCGCUAGGAGAUCUUGGUGUUGAGGAACAUACUCUCCUUACUGCUAGGAGCGCAGAGUGCUAUCUUGAUUCUGGAUAUACAAUGUGCUUUGGGGCAGCCUCGGCGAAAAAGCGUCUUGAUGUUGUCAUUCGAGAUGCAAUCAAUGCAGGUGAUAUUCCAGGGCCAAGGUAUCUAGCAAAUGGUAUGGAGAUGGCUCGCAGAGGAGGCGAACUUGUUGGAGGUAUCACUGCUUUUGCAGACGGCCCUGAAGAAAUGCGAAAAAUUACCGAGAUCCGAGAUGCAGAAGAGUGCUACUUUACACCAGAAGAAACAGCUGCAUGUGUUGACGAAGCGCACAAACACAAUAAGAGGGUCUGCUCGCAUGCCCGAGCACGAGACUCGAUCAAACAAAGUAUUGACCACGGGGUCGAUGUGAUCUAUCAUGCCUCUUAUAUUGACGAAGAAGGAAUGGAUGCUCUCGAAAGGAACAAGUCUAAGCAUAUUGUUGCGCCCGGGAUUAACUGGAUCAUUGCAACCCUCAAAGACGCCGCUAUGUUCGGAUAUUCAACCGAAAAAGCCGAACAAGUGGGAUAUCAAAAGGAACUCGAGACUGCCGAACGGGGAAUGCGGGAGAUGCACCGGCGAGGAAUUGUUGUUCUACCCGGAGGAGACUAUGGCUUUGCUUGGACACCACAUGGUACCUAUGCCCGUGAUCUCGCCCACUUCGUGGAGCGCUUUGGAUUCACACCUCAUGAGGCCAUCAUCGCGGCAACGUACGGGGUUGCAAAGCUGUUCAUGCGCUCCCACGAGAUGGGCCAGAUUAAAGAAGGCAACUACGCCGACUGUGUUGUGGUAGAUGGGAACCCCUUGCAGAACAUUGCAAUUCUGCAGGAGCAUGAUCUGCUCAACAUUAUCAUCAUCAACGGCCGCAUUCAUAAAGCAGGUCGUAAAGAAUAUGUAAUUCCAGCACAGGACGUGACCGGUGUGCAUUCGAUGACGAACGAGAUGGCUCGUGUUGAGAUGCGAGGGCAAACACAGACUGCAUUCUAA
Penicillium lagena is the source of this 1404-nucleotide messenger RNA. RefSeq names its product metal-dependent hydrolase family protein. The transcript has 4 exons. Gene Ontology annotation, molecular function: hydrolase activity, acting on carbon-nitrogen (but not peptide) bonds. The coding region runs from base 1 to 1404 and encodes 467 amino acids. Lineage: Eukaryota; Fungi; Ascomycota; Eurotiomycetes; Eurotiales; Aspergillaceae. The record is from RefSeq and is a predicted model, not a curated record.